AUGCCACAGCUGUUGCUGGCUUUGCGUCAGGCGGGGACGCAGGACUUUUACCGGCAGUGUCACUAUGACUAUGCGCUGCUCAGGGUCAUCGGUGGCCCGACCCCGGCGGACCCUCCUCCGACAAGAGGGAGCUGGCGGCCGACUUUGCAGCCCAAGGUCGGCGGAGCGGGACCACUCCGACGACAUGAUGAGGUUCUCCGGCGGUCACGACGGUCCAGCUCACUGGCGGUGACGACCUGCGACGCUUUGGAGGACAUGGAGCGUGGCGCUGGCCAGGUGACGGCCAUGUCGGCAGCUUACUACGUCAUCCCACCGCUGCCACCCAAUGUCCGAGGCGGUCGCCUUCCGGAGCACAUUGCUGGCGAGGGCGUUGACCUGCCGGCGCCGCCGGCCACCGUCGACGACACGGGCACCUUCUACAUGUUUGCUGGUGCGGCGACCUGUCGUCGCCUUCGUCGCCGACGUGUGCCGGUGGUUGACCCGGGAUCGAGGGCCACCGAACACAGGUGCAGCGACAACUUCGCCCGACUGGCGAUGUCCUUCGUCGAGAUAGGGGCGAAGGAGCACUUCCCGACACCGACGGUCAGGGCGCUGAUCAUGGCGCACGAAGUGCCCACCCACCGUUUCGUCGAUGACUACGUGGACAUCAUCCGACGCGUUGUGGAGCUGGUGGGACCGGAGCAGGCAGAGGGAGUCACGAUGAUUCACGAUGUGGUUCCACGUGGCGAUGUGCUUCGGCGCUGCGUCGUCCGUUUGGAAUUUCAACCGCACAGCCGACACACUCCAGGAGCUGGCGGAUGGCGCUUUGAUGGCGUGGCGGGUUUCCUUGACCUGCUGGGCUUACAGACGAAACCGUCGUACGCCCAGAGGAUCCGGAAGAUCCAGGCCACCAUCGGCGACGUCCUGGCCAAGGACGACCUGGCGCCACACACGGCCAACGACUGGCGAGCGGCGCUGACGUCACUCCAGUCGCUGUUGUCAGCCAUCCACACCGGCGGCACUCAUCUACGC
Molecule: messenger RNA, 1011 nt
Organism: Symbiodinium necroappetens
Lineage: Eukaryota; Dinophyceae; Suessiales; Symbiodiniaceae
Source: the annotation of a GenBank genome assembly